Acaulospora morrowiae is the source of this 861-nucleotide messenger RNA. The record is from the annotation of a GenBank genome assembly. NCBI's taxonomy places the organism in Eukaryota, Fungi, Glomeromycota, Glomeromycetes, Diversisporales, Acaulosporaceae.
AUGAGUCAACAAUUAUUUCGACAAGGAAAGGUUCCAUCUAUUGAUGUUCGCAUUUCGGAAGAUUUAAGAGAAUCAAAUAAAUUAUUUGUUGGCGAUCAAGAACAAAUAAUUAAUCUUAGUUGUAAGGCCGAUGAAAUCCGAACAUUGGUCAGAGAUAUUAUUAACAAAUUAAAACCACUUUGGAUCUUCGCGAAUUGUGAACACCAUCCAAAACGAGACGUGUCAAAAGAGUUUUAUAAAGCCAAUCAAUCUUUAUCAGUCGGUGAUUCUUCCAUUAUUGCGUCGAAUCGAUGGAAUGAAAUUUCCAAGAAGGCUGCUCCUUAUGUCCUUAGAAAUUCAAAAUUUGCAAAUAUUACGAAACAAACUUUUGUCGACCCUCCAAUAAUUCCAAGUCAGCAUUUGAGCAUUUUAUCUGAAGCAGUUAUCCCUUCAUCUUCAAUCACUAAGUCUACGCAUAGACCUACUGUUCGAUCAUCAGCAGUGAGUGUUCGAAACAGACGAGAGAUUAUUAAUCGAACCACUCCAUACUCAAACUCAUCACAUAAAGCUGAUAAGCAGAGACAUUCAAAUAAAACUUUGGAUGCCUUUUCUGAGAUAAUUUCUCCAACUAUCAAUGGCAGCACUUGCAAAAAUUCUGAGCAAAUUGUGUUAUACAUGGAAUCGGCUGAUCCGGCAAAUAUUACCAACCAAAAUCCGCCCUAUAUAAAUCCGUUAUCACUUUUAGGUUUUGAAUCAUUAUAUUACCCCAAUUCUUUAGAAUUCAAUGUCAUUGACCCGACAUUACUUUAUUUAAAUCCACCUUCGUUUACAAAUUUUUCCUACGGACGUAGUUCUGAUAUUCACCAAGAGACUUCUCGAUAG